Messenger RNA from Boleophthalmus pectinirostris (great blue-spotted mudskipper), 2665 nucleotides. It is a transcript of the gene phf23b, whose product is annotated as PHD finger protein 23b. NCBI's taxonomy places the organism in Eukaryota, Metazoa, Chordata, Actinopteri, Gobiiformes, Gobiidae. The coding region runs from base 482 to 1411 and encodes 309 amino acids. Gene Ontology annotation, biological process: negative regulation of autophagosome assembly; negative regulation of autophagosome maturation; positive regulation of protein ubiquitination. The transcript has 5 exons. The record is from RefSeq and is a predicted model, not a curated record.
GCAGAGACAAGACUGAGCGGAAUUAAAGUCAAAACUCCAGUCGUUUUGUAUGCGUAUAGCGUUGACUAGGAGAACUGUCUGAAAGUUUUCGUUUUGGACCUAAAUCCACCAACAAUCGCGCAAAUUCAGCGCGUUUCAAUACUCCAGCUAUAUUUUAUUACCGAUGGUUAUAUAAAUGCAGUGACGACGGAGAAGCGCAGCACGUUAAUCGGUGGUGGAAUUAGUAUUUUGUCACCGCUAAUAUGUUCACGGUGUAGGGACCCCUCACUGGCGGCGUGGGACUCUUGAUGGACGGACACCACGAAAGAGCUUAGUUACCGAAAAGUUCAGAGGUACUUCGUCUUGGGUCUACCGCACGGUUCCCUCUUCUUUUGCCCGGUGAACUGAAGACACACCGGGGGAAAUUCGACGGCCACCGCUCCCGGCUGGAGCUCGCCUCCUGCUUCUCUAUCCCACACCGGGCUGAGUGGGCAAGACGACAAUGCUUGACAUAAUGUCGGAACACCAAGAAUCACUGUUGACGUGCAAAGCAGAGCCUUUGCCUCCAGAGAAAAAAAAGAGGACUGUAGAGGACUUCAACAAGUUCUGCAGCUUUGUCUUGGCAUAUGCUGGUUACAUCCCAAGUCCAAAAGAGGAGAGUUCAUGGUCUCCCACAUCAUCCAGCUCUGCACACAGUUCGGGGUUAUCAGCAGAUGGUGGCGGGGGCAGCAGCUCCAUGGGAAACCCAUGGGCAGACGGAAGCUCGGACAUCCACACCAUCCAUACAUUUGUCCGCAAAGCACGAGCCAAUAAGGGGAAAAAUAUACGUCGUAUGCACUCAGACAGCACUCUGCUGGACAAGAUGCGACUUAAAGACUCCCUGUAUGAGAGCCAGGCUAGCUCUAAAGCAGAGCGUAAAAAAGAGAAAAAACUCAAAAAACUGUCUCUAGGUUCUGCUGUGACAGCAGCAGACAGUGGUAGCAGUGAAAGUGAAAAGAGGGCUCGCAUUAAACGCAGCAAAAACUCUAAACAGCCUAAAGCCAAGAAGCUAAAGAGUUCAGGGCAGAAUCAGAUGGACACAGAGAUACGCGCAGGUAGAGAUGAGCUGAAUGCACACGCCGCAUCCACGCCAGGCAGUCUGGGCAAGACGAGGACGGAUGAGUCUCUGAGGGAAGCAGAAGUGAGCUCCAGUGAGGGGGAGACCUGGAUUGCAGAUGAAGAUAUCAUGGUUGAAUCAGGUGAUGAUUCAUGGGACUUGAUAACUUGUUACUGUGGAAAACCGUUUGCUGGACGGCCAAUGAUUGAAUGCAACCAGUGCAGCAUUUGGGUGCACUUGUCCUGUGCAAAGAUCAAGAAGUCUAAUGUUCCUGACAUCUUUUACUGCCAUAAGUGCAGGGACUUACGGCGAUCAGGACACAAAAAGGACACCUAGAAGUGAUGAGGACAGGGGAUGUGUUUUCUCUGUCCUUUUCUUUUCUUUUGAUGCCUACAGCCAAAACAGCCUGAGUUAUGACCUAAAUGGCAACAGAAUUGUCAGUUGUUUGUAGGAUAUAAUUUGACAAUCGUUCUUAUUUAUCUUUUACAUUUUAGACUGUUUCUUUAGGUACUGUGUAUACUGGACAGAAGUUGGGAGUGACAGUGGAGAUUAAUUUGUUACCGAACAAAUCCUGUUGUAAUAACUUACCAUAUGUCGUAUGUAUUUUCACAUAAUGUUUCUCAUUCGCUUGAUGUUUCAAUUUCAUAUUAUUGAUUGAAGCUAUUGAUAAAUCAGUGGACAUUUACUUUUAGCUUGUAUCAAUUUCUGUUUGAAAGAUGUUAAAUUAAAUCAGUUUUUCAAAUUGGUAAUAUUUAGAAAAUGUCACUCCUUUUUGAUUAGUUUCACUUGUCAGUGCUAGACAGGCAGCUAGAUUUGCUUUGAUUGUAUUUGGGGGGGGGUUAAUUUUGUGUUUGCUUGAUUUCUUGUCAGUGGUGAUCACUGAAGGCAUCUCCAGCUCAUUCAGAUUAUUGGUUUUCAGCUGCAUUUGUAUCUGAAUUGCUAACCAUUAACCAUAACAUUUUCAGUAUAGCACUUUUUAAAGCUACCCAAAUACCAUUUCAGAAGCAUACACUGGGGGUUUGAGCUGCAGGUUACUUAAUCUGUAAAAGGCAUGCAACUAUCUACACUUAUUAUUGAGCGCUUAAUGUUUCUCCCUUAAUCAAUCUUCAAUAGCCAAAAAUACUCAAUACAGUUUAUGUGUUUAGUUUUAUUUGUGCUUUUCAUUGAGAGACAUGCGGAUGUAAAGUUGCUGUGUGGUAGUGCUUAACUAUUUCACAUCGGUGGGGAGACGUGACAGAGAAUGGCUGUAAAAUAUGUUUUCUUGUAAAUUUAUUUUUAGCACGAGAUGGAUCCUUCUCAUGUCAGAUGGAGAAAGUUGUUAUGUACAGAAAAUAAUUUGGCGCCAUGUUGGUGGCAGGAUUGUUUGUUUAUAUUUGAUUUUACCAUGUAUGUUUCGGUUGGGAGAGAUCUGAGGAGUCUCUAGUAGCAAUUGCACUCUCAACGUGGAUCCUCUGUACAUAUUCUGUUCUUCGACAAGUGUACAUAUGUGAAAGUGAAGAUAAACUACCCAAGCAAAUUCUAUAUUUUCUGCAGUCUGAUAUUGUUUUCUUUAAUUGUAGCUUGAGAAAUAAAAAACUGGGAAGAUCUUUA